AUGCAGAUGACAACGAGGAGGAAAGAAAAGAUAGAACAAAGAAGUAAAAGCAAAAGCGACUGCAUCAACGGCAACGAAAAGGAAGAAACUGAAAGAGGAAUAAAGGGGAGAAUGAAGGAGAAUAAGAAGAAUAAGAAGAAUAAUAAGAGUUAUAAGAAUAAGAAGAAGAAAAAGGAAAAAAAAGAAGAAAGAGAAGACGACGACGACGACGACGAUGACGACGAUGACGAUGACGAUGACGAUGACGAUGACGAUGACAAGGAAGAAACUGCAGAAGAUAAUCAAAAUAAUCAGAAAAAAUAA
Messenger RNA from Enterobius vermicularis (human pinworm), 303 nucleotides. Lineage: Eukaryota; Metazoa; Nematoda; Chromadorea; Rhabditida; Oxyuridae. The record is from the annotation of a GenBank genome assembly.